UGAUUCUGCCCCUCUCGCGGAUGGCGUGGUCUAUUAUAUAUCUAUAGUGAAUACCGGCUAGUGUCACUACUGUGUACAGUUAUAUAAACCGUGGUACAGUUCAAUAGGUGGCCAUGACAGAAUCUGAUUGUCUUAUUUGUAAACUGUAACCUAUUAAUUUUGUCUAAUACAUUGUAAGUCGUUAUUUAUUAACUAUAAUUGGAAUAUUACACGAUAAAAAAUUACGAUUGUCGUUCAUUUUUCUCAACAAUAUUUGAACGCCCAGCACAUUUGUUUGGUGUUUGGCACAAUGGAGGAGUACGAUGAAUCUUCGGACGUCGAGAUGAUUCCUAUCGAGGAAGUAGACAGAGUCAAAACAAUUUCAGCGACAGAAUUACGAAUCCAAACACCACCAUUAGACGACAGCUACUAUGAAAAUUCCACGAACACAUUUACCACUGGUAUAGAUAUUUUCAGCAAAGAAGAGAAAUUGAAGAUGGAAGAACGAGCGAAGCGUUUUGGCUUAUUGGAGAAAUUCAAGGAAUCGCCGAAUCGAGAAGAGAAUUUAUAUAGCAGUAUGGGUAUUACGGAUGAUAGUGACAAUUCAAAGAACAUCAGAUUAAAUGUGAUCCAUAUGAGAGGAACCGAGGAAAUGAGCACCAAGGAUGUGUUCAAAUAUUUUCAAGAUUAUGCUCCGAUGUCUAUCGAAUGGAUCAAUGAUGUUUCGUGUAACAUAGUCUGGUUUGACAAUUUAUCGGCAGCCAGAGCUAUGCUGGCAUUAUCUAAAACAAUCAUAGGUAGUGUUGCAAAAUAUUCAGACCGAGAAGAGGAUCCCAAAAAUAGCAUAAUCACAGCAGAUGAAGAAAAUGAGUCUAUUGUAGAUACGGAUGGAAAGGAAGAAAAUUGUAUAAAUAUUAAAGACAUCAAUUAUCCGUUACCACCAGGUAUAUGGAGGAAGGGAAUGGAUUAUCCAAAAUCUAAAGGAAUCUUUUUAAGAUUUGCCACCAGGAUGGAUAAAAAGCCUGCCAAUGCGGAAAAGAGGAGCAAAUACUACAAAAAGUAUGGAAAUCCCAACUUUGGAGGUCUCAAAGGAAUUCUAACAGAGUCCCGUAAGCGUAUGUACAAGCAAAUCCAAAAUAAACAUACAGUAUCAAAUGAGGAUAAAGAUAGAAAUCAAACAAAAAAUCCUUGGGGCGCAUUGUCCGAGACAUGGGGCAUGAAUGAUGUCGUGGAGGAUGACUUUCUUCCAAGAAAUGGCGUUAAAGACCACCAAGUACGUGGUAUAAAGGAGAGAUUAGGCGUCAAGUACAGGGAUAAAGACGUGUCGCGAACGGAAGACUUGGAGGAGACCAGUUCGAGUAGCGACAGCGAUGAGAAUUGGUGUAAACGAAGUAAAAUUCCCCGUAUGCGGAUGCACGCCGACGACGAAGAGGAGAAAUUGCAAAAGCGCAAAGCAAAACUCCGAUAUCAAAUGGUCCUCAAUAGCUUAAAUAGCAGCGGUGACUUGCGAUCGAAAUUAGGGAGGCCGAGAACGAAAGCACCGUACCGCGAUCCCAUUCAGGUGGUGGUCACGAAUACGAACCUGACAAAGUCGAAACAUGACAAUUCAGAAAUAACCCGACAAGAUUAUCAGAACGAGGCGCAAUUGUCGGAAAAAGAAGAGGGAGAGUGGCAGGAAUCGGAAGACGAAGACAAUCAAGUGGAGAAAGGCAAGCUGGAGCAAAAAUAUGGACAGUGCAUACUGGUGGAGGAGGAAGAGGAAAGAGAAAGAGAGGAAGAGGAAAGAGAAAGAGAGGAGGAAGAGGAGGACGAAGAUGAAGAGGGCGAACAUAAGGAGGACGAAGAGGAUGAUGAUGACGACGAUAGUGACGAAGUCAGCAAUGUACCUGCGAAAGAGAUUCAGGGUCCUAAAGGAAGCGUGAUAAAAGUGGUCCCACCCAAGCCACGCAUUGCUUCCACUGUUUGGGCAAGAUUAAAUCAUACAAAAAGCGAAACGAGCGACAGUUACUUGAAAAACAGACGAUCAAUGAGCAGCCAUGAUUUGAGAAGUACCUUAAAGGGCGGCGAUUUGCGAUCACGUAUCGGCAAUCACACCAGAGGACGUUCUCCAUUGAGAAUAGAAGUGAAAAAUGACAAAUAUACAAAGGACAAUAAUGAAGGAGAGUGAUUCUUGUACAAAUAACAAAUUGUUUGAAAAAUUUGAAACUUAUAAAGUGCUCAUCUUAAAUUA
Messenger RNA from Nylanderia fulva, 2209 nucleotides. RefSeq lists its product as uncharacterized. The record is from RefSeq and is a predicted model, not a curated record. Lineage: Eukaryota; Metazoa; Arthropoda; Insecta; Hymenoptera; Formicidae. Gene Ontology annotation, molecular function: mRNA binding; RNA 7-methylguanosine cap binding. Gene Ontology annotation, cellular component: nucleus.